CAAUGCUUCCCAGAGGCUAGGCUUUGGCAUUGCCAUAAUCGAAGACUUACAUUUCUCAGCAGUACCGGCAAAUGAGCACAGUGCUCGUGCUCCACGCAGUCAAUAGAUGAUAAAAUACCCAGGAUCGCGCUGGUUCUCGAGAGGGGAGGGUUGAAUUCCUUAUCCAUCCAUAACGCCGUUGCCGUUGCUGUGUACACCGAAACAUCCCUCAUUAUCACGAUGCAGUGGACUUCACUCGCCGCACUGGCGCUCGUCGCCCCCAGCCAUGCACUGAUUCGAUUCGGAUGCUCUCAACUUGUAGUGGACCGACUGGACCCUCUGGUCAACCCGGGCUCCAACCCAUCCCCACAUCUUCACCAGAUCCUCGGCGGUAACUCCUUCCAACCUAGCAUGAAACCAGUCGAACAUGACCUUGCUAAACUGUCGACGUGCACAUCUUGCCAACCGUCCGAGGACUUCUCCAACUACUGGACCGCAGCUCUCUACUUCCGCUCCCGAAACGGCACCUUCAAGCGCGUACCCCAGAAGGGCAACGCCGGCUUCGAGGGCCAAAACGGCGGCAUGACCGUCUACUACAUGCAGAACCAACUGGCCGACUACCAGCAAAAGGCCAAAGUGCAGUCCUUCAAGCCGGGCUUCCGCAUGCUGAUCGGAGACCCUGCCGCAGACACGAAGGCCAAAGCCGACAAGUUCCCCCAGCUCACGUACACCUGCCUCCAGGACAUGAGCACGCGGUUCCCAGAGACGAAGAACUUCCCCACGAAGCCCUGCCCCGCGGGUAUCAUGGUCAACCUUAGAUUCCCUACCUGCUGGGAUGGCGUCAACCUCGACUCGCCGGAUCACAUCUCGCACAUGGCUUAUCCUGCCAGCGGGAACUUCGAGUCGCAGGGUCCUUGCCCCGCGAGCCAUCCCGUACGGAUGCCUCAAGUCAUGUACGAAGUAAUCUUCGAGACGAAAGACUUCAACGCAAAGGCGGACUGGCCCACCGACAACACCCAACCCUUCGUGUGGUCCUUUGGCGACGGCACGGGCUACGGCAACCACGGCGACUACGUCUUCGGGUGGAAGGACGACUCGCUGCAGAAGAUCAUGGACGAGGCCUGCUACGUCAACUGCAAGAGCAUGAAGACGCAGUCCAUGGACGCCAUGAACGCAUGCGCCAUCAAGAACGUCGUCGACGAGGACAUCGGCGACAAGGACUGGAUCGCGGAGAUUCCAGGCGCGCCGCCUAUGAAGCUUCAGGCUGCUGAUGGGUCGGUUUAAGACGGUGAUGGGGGAUCUGACGUUGAAGGGAGAUGGGACUUAGAAAGUUAGGAAGGCUG
Aaosphaeria arxii CBS 175.79 is the source of this 1322-nucleotide messenger RNA. RefSeq lists its product as uncharacterized. The coding region runs from base 220 to 1263 and encodes 347 amino acids. The transcript has 4 exons. The record is from RefSeq and is a predicted model, not a curated record. Lineage: Eukaryota; Fungi; Ascomycota; Dothideomycetes; Pleosporales.